AGAGCCGCUCCAUCUGUCCUCGAUCAGCCACACUUUCUGCCAGUCAAUCACGUUGCUUUCAUGCAAGCCUCAACUGACCCCCAGUCGUAGUCGGGCAAUGCGUUCUUGGUGCCACUGCCACCACACCAUAUAUACUUAGCUUCCUCGUUGUGCAAUGCACUAGUCUAGUAUACUUACUUUCCAUGGCGGCGUCCCCCCACCUACUCGUCUUCCUCGUUGUGGCGCUCGCGGCCAGCGGCAGCAACGGCGCCGUCGCCGCUGCGGGCGACCAUGACGAUGUGCAGCUGCGGAAGGUAGACCUGUCACAGGCCAUCGAGGUCCUUUCCCGCUACCGCCCGGAGACCACUGAUGCAGAGACCCUGAAGCGGGCCGUGGCGGUGGUGAACCGGGAGGCGCAGCGGUACUGGAAGCCCAUCUUCAACAACGUCAACAAGGUGAUGCACAGCGGCGCCAACGACUGCACCAAGGAGGAGGCGUUCGCCGCGGCCAAGGCGCUGCUCAACCGCGAGCUCGGGCAAGGCCCGGACGCCAUCAAGAUGGACUUCGAGUACGUGUGACCUGCGUGCACGCAUGACACAUCGCCACCUCUGGCUUUUUUUUUUUCUUUCCCUUGGGCCUUAGCGUCCCCUGUCUUUGUCUGCUGUUGUUAGUCCUCGUGCUGCCUGCUGUGGCCUGUCGCACUUGUCUGAGCCUUCCAUUUUCCUUGUCGACGCCUGUUGUGAUUGUGCUUGCCUGUAGCUUGUGUUCCCUUAAUCAGCGAGGUGGGUAAGCUUAUUUCGUUGUUA
Messenger RNA from Triticum dicoccoides, 785 nucleotides. RefSeq lists its product as uncharacterized. The transcript has a single exon. The record is from RefSeq and is a predicted model, not a curated record. Gene Ontology annotation, molecular function: rRNA N-glycosylase activity. Gene Ontology annotation, biological process: negative regulation of translation. The coding region runs from base 183 to 557 and encodes 124 amino acids. NCBI's taxonomy places the organism in Eukaryota, Viridiplantae, Streptophyta, Magnoliopsida, Poales, Poaceae.